Molecule: messenger RNA, 748 nt
Organism: Camelus dromedarius (Arabian camel)
Lineage: Eukaryota; Metazoa; Chordata; Mammalia; Artiodactyla; Camelidae
Gene: ZNF593
Product: zinc finger protein 593
Exons: 3
Coding region: 188-592 (134 amino acids)
Molecular function (GO): nucleic acid binding; zinc ion binding
Source: RefSeq, a predicted model, not a curated record
CAUCACUGCCGUCGACGGCCGCUGGGGGGCGCUCAAGGAGCAGCCCGCGCUAUUGACGUCAUCAGAGGCGGUCUGGCGGAGUCUCAUUAGUCACCCGGCGUCACUUGGCGUCAUUGAUCAGUCCGGAAGCGUCCACACGUGUUCUCUUAACUAGGCUCUGGGACCCCUGGUCCCGCUGUCACCCUCCAUGGGUCGCUCCCGCCGGACCGGCGCUCACCGAGCGCACUCCCUGGCCCGCCAGAUGAAGGCGAAGCGGCGGCGGCCGGACCUAGAUGAGAUUCACCGCGAGCUGCGGCCCCAGGUUGCCGCACGGCCCCGUCCAGAACCGAGCGCCGAGCCCGACCCUGACCUGCCAGGGGGCGGCCUGCAUCGCUGUCUGGCCUGCGCGAGGUACUUCAUCGAUUCUGCCAACCUGAAGACUCACUUCCGAUCCAAAGACCACAAGAAGAGACUGAAGCAGCUGAGCGUGGAGCCCUACAGUCAAGAAGAGGCGGAGAGGGCGGCGGGUAUGGGUUCCUAUGUGCCUCCCCAGUGGCUGGCAGUGCCCACAGAAGUAUCCACUGAAGUCUCUGAGAUGGACACGUCUACCUGACAUGGCCUGAGGAUGCAAGGCAGAGGAGCUGCCCAUGGACAAUGAUGCAAGGGCCAGGCUGGGAGAGACUGUGCCAGUCUCUCUUGGCCCUGGGUCUGGGAUUUGGAUGGCCUCUUCUGGGUGCCCUCCCUCCCAAUAAAAGAACUGGAUCAAGAA